This is a messenger RNA of Mus caroli (Ryukyu mouse), 1637 nucleotides long. NCBI's taxonomy places the organism in Eukaryota, Metazoa, Chordata, Mammalia, Rodentia, Muridae. The record is from RefSeq and is a predicted model, not a curated record.
AUGAAGCUACAGGGGUCUCUGGCCUGCCUCCUGCUGGCCCUAUGUCUGGGUGGUGGGGCAGCUAACCCGCUGCACAGUGGAGGGGAGGGCACAGGGGCAAGUGCUGCCCAUGGAGCAGGAGAUGCCAUUAGCCAUGGAAUUGGAGAGGCUGUGGGCCACGGGGCUAAAGAAGCAGCCAGCUCUGGAAUCCAGGACGCCCUAGGCCAGGGGCACGGAGAGGAAGGUGGCUCCGCAUUGAUGGGGAGCAGAGGCGAUGUUUUUGAGCACCGGCUUGGGGAAGCAGCGAGAUCUCUCGGGAACGCUGGGAAUGAGAUUGGCAGACAUGCUGAGGAUAUCAUUCGCCAAGGGGUAGAUGCUGUCCACAACGCUGGGUCCUGGGGGACAUCUGGAGGUCAUGGCGCAUAUGGCUCUCAAGGUGGUGCUGGAGUCCAGGGCAAUCCUGGUCCUCAAGGGACACCCUGGGCCUCAGGAGGCAACUAUGGGACUAACUCUCUGGGUGGCUCUGUGGGUCAGGGUGGCAAUGGCGGACCACUCAACUAUGAAACCAAUGCCCAGGGAGCUGUGGCUCAGCCUGGCUACGGGACAGUGAGAGGCAACAACCAGAACUCAGGGUGUACCAACCCCCCACCUUCUGGCUCCCAUGAAAGCUUCAGUAACUCUGGGGGAAGCAGCAAUGAUGGCAGUCGUGGUAGCCAAGGCAGUCAUGGCAGUAAUGGUCAGGGCAGCAGCGGCAGAGGCGGUGGCCAAGGCAACAGCGACAACAAUGGCAGCAGUGGCAGCAACGGCGGCGGCAGCAACAGUGGCAACAGCAACAGUGGCAGUGGCAGCAACAGUGGCAACAGCAACAGCGGCAACAGCGGCAACAGCGGCAACAGCGGUUCUGGGUCCCGGGACAUAGAAACAUCUAAUUUUGAUGAAGGCUAUUCAGUCUCCAGGGAAAGUAAAGAAAGCAGCCAUCUCCUUGGAGGCUCCCAUGACUACCAGGGGCAUGGGUCCAAUGGUGGCAAUGUACAAAAAGAAGCUGUCAAUGGACUCAACACUAUGAACUCCGAUGCAUCUACCUUGCCCUUCAACAUUGACAAUUUCUGGGAGAAUCUUAAGUCCAAGACGCGCUUCAUUAACUGGGAUGCCAUAAACAAGGGUCAUGCCCCGUCUCCCAGCACUCGGGCUUUACUCUACUUCCGCAAACUGUGGGAGAAUUUCAAACGCAGCACUCCUUUCUUCAACUGGAAACAGAUUGAGGGUUCAGAUCUGUCAUCUCUGCAGAAGAGGGCAGGUGGCGCUGACCAGUUUUCUAAGCCUGAAGCAAGACAAGAUCUUUCAGCUGACUCAUCCAAGAACUAUUACAAUAACCAGCAGGUGAAUCCUACUUACAACUGGCAAUACUAUACCAAGGUGACAGCUGGAGCGGGAGUCACACCUUCAUCUUCCUCGGCUUCCCGGGCACAACCUGGCCUGCUGAAGUGGCUGAAGUUUUGGUAGAACAUUCCUUCUAGUCACUGCGGACUCCUCACAAAUGCACACAGGUCUUCAGGGAGUUUGACUGUCCUUACCCAGAGUCCUCUCUGAUGCGGCUGACCUACCUGGGCAUUACAAGCCUGUCAUCUCACCUGGGGACCUGGUUUAUCUGUCCUCAU